Messenger RNA from Oryctolagus cuniculus (rabbit), 5349 nucleotides. NCBI's taxonomy places the organism in Eukaryota, Metazoa, Chordata, Mammalia, Lagomorpha, Leporidae. The record is from RefSeq and is a predicted model, not a curated record.
CACCCCCCAGCUCCCCUCCGACAUGGGCUGGCGGCCUUCAAAUGUCGCCGAUGCCCUCUUGUCCCUCAGAGGCCGAACCCAGACCCGGCACUGGCCCCAGCGACGCUGAGAGCGCCCCGGAGCCCGCCGAUUCCCUCGCGGGUGCAGCGGGCGCGGCUCUGGCGCCCCCUGCAGGCCGGGGAGCGCACAGGCCCAGCUCGGGGCCUCUCCUAGGACUCUGUGGGCUUGGGCCCCCUGGCGAGGCGGGCAUAGAUGCGGGCUUGACCACGGCGCUGGCCCACAGACGCGGCGCGUUUCGCCCCCUCAGGGAACAUGUCGUCCCUGUUCGCAAGGGGCAGCCAGCUGGUGGUGCGGGAGCUGGGCAGGAUGGGGGAGCUGGUGCCCGCGGACAGCCUGAACAGCGCCCCCCGCCUGCGUCCCUUCUGCGUGCUGAGAAAGAAGUGCAGGUGCCACCCCUGGCCUUGGGGCACCCGCCUCAUCCCCACCGACUUCUCGCUCCUGGAUCUGCUGGAGCCUGGUUCUCCGGCCCCAGAGGUCAGCCGAAGCCAGCCUAUCCAUAUCCGAAAGUCUGUGACUCGCGGGGUGACAGGAGCUGUGAGCGUCGGGCUGCAGGGCAAGGUGGCAGGGGGCGGCGUGGUCACCCACAGCUGCACGCUGGCCGUGCAGACCCUCAGCAUUUCCCCUCACACCUGGGAGGGCCUGAUGGAGAGCAGGGAGCUGCAGAGCCGGACGCAGAGGGAGCGCCUGUACGUGGUGACAGAAGCGGUGGAGACUCUGCAGGACACCACGCUGCGGAGCCUCGGCCGAGCAGAGGGGACGGGGCAGCUGUCCUUCCCCGGGCUGGGCCAUCUGAAGGUCCAGGGGCAGAGCACCAUGGACAGAGAGAAGACAGUGACUGUCCCGCAGGGCAGUGUCGUGGCCUACAGAGUGCUGCAGCUGGUGGUUGAAGAGGAUCACUGGGCUGUUCUCUGCCUCCCCGAAGGGCGGCGCUGUGGGGACGCUGGUGGAGGUGAGGAGCAGGACUUCCAGGACCUGCGGAGCCAGGUGGCUGCCCAGCUGCAGGACCUGGCCACACUGUCCCCGGAGCUGCGCAAGACACUGCUGGGUGCCCUCCACGAAUUGCUCGGGGACCCUCAGGCGCUCCAGGAACUGGAGGAUACGCUGGAGCAGGCCCUGGACGCCGGGUUGCUGGGACAGUUGCAGGGCCCUGGUGGCGUCAUCGUGUGCAGCCUGCAGGACCCCUCAGGCAACCUGUCGCCCUCCAGAGGCAGGGCCUUCCUCCACCUCCUGGGAGCCCUAGUGGUGCUGAGUGACAGCCAGCAGUGGCUGCUGGCCCAGGUCCUGGAGAGACAGAUCCUGCCUCAGCAACUGGAGCUGGUAGCAAGCAUCCUAGAGGCCAACUUCACUCAGAGGGAGGAGGCAAGAUGUUCCCUCCCACCAGAGGUCCUCUCGGCCCUGCCCAGUGAGGCUGUGGUCCUUGCCUUGAGCUUGCUGGAGAGCUGUGGGCUGGAGCUCCAGGGGCCCGGCUGCCAGCUCAGCUGGGACCCCGCUGCAGUGCCCCAGGUCUCUGCACUGUAUGGGUGCCUGGAAGGGCUGCAGCUGCUGGCCGGUCCCAGCCCCGGGCCCUCCCAGCCAGUGUCUGAGGAGGAGGUCACAUCGUGCCUCUAGGGUCCUGACUCCAGGGAGCUGCUGGCCUUUGGGUGGCCUCCGCCAGGACGGACUCACACACUGUCUCCUGUUGUUUUCGGGGCUGGUUCCCAGACGUUGGGCAAGCUCUUUUCAAAGUGGGUCCGGGUUCUUCCUGAGAGCUUUGGAGGCUGGUUCCAGAACAGCCUGGCCCAGUGCAAGGUUCCGCUGCCACUGGCAGCUGUGCAGCUCUGUGCUCCUGCCCUGGUCCCUGGACCACAGAAUUCACAGUAACUCUAAUAGAACUACGGUGAAGAUCCUGAAAGCUAAACUGAACACGCUCAAAGGCGCACCUGGCUAUGCUGAGGCCAUGCGGUGUUGGCGUUGUUAAUAACAGCGUUAGUCUUUCUGAAGGAAGCUGUGGAGGCUUUCUCCAGGUACAGAGGACUUAAUUUCCCCUUAAUUCCCCCGCCUCCCACCCGUUUCCCUGUCUGUGAGAUGAGAGGGAUGGGUUAGAAGACUCGGGUCUCCCCAGCUGCACCGCUCAGGGGAUUACGGGCAGGGGACCAGGGCUGGCCGCAGAGCAGGCUCUUUCGAAGUCUGGUUCUGAUGGCCACUCCCAGCACCUCCCAGGACAGAAGUACAGCUCUUCUGAUUGACGGGGGGGAGGGGGUGGCUUUCGGUACAACAUGGCUGUGUGUGGGAGCGUGUGUGGUGCACGUGCACUGUGUCUGUGCCCCCUGGACAGCAUGCUCUUCUAUUGUGGCCCCAGUAAAGAUGUUUCCUUGCCUUGGAAGGAGGUCCUGGCAGAACCCACCUCAAGAGCUCAGCCUCCAGGAGGUCCUCGCUUGGGGUCAGCACAGGAGGCGGGGCAGGGGCGCGCUUUGUGGCCAGGGGGUGUGUGGAGACACCUCUUCUGCCUGUGGCUGCUUCUGUGCAGGUCUCCCUGCUCUGGCCUGCCCCAAAGCAGAUGGGACACAUCCUGACAGCGGUGUUACCUUAGCGGCUUGCCCAGGUACAAGUCGGGACCGCAGGACCCAGGGACAGCCUGACACCAGUUAAUGGGCACCUGCAACAGUAGAUCCCCAGUCGUGGUCUCUCUCUGCCCUGGGCUGCCUGGUAGUCUGACUUCCGGCCCCCGCCCCACCCUGCCAAAUGCCCCCCGGAGAAAUCUCCCUCCUCAGCCCAGCUCACGCCUGGAAGGGCAGCAGCCGAGUGCCUUGUCAUCCUGCGAUCCUGCCAAAUGGGCCUCCCUUCCCCCUCUUCCAUCUUGCUCAGACCUAAAGCUGGGCUCCUUCUUGGCACCUCUCACUUCCACCUCUCACUCUGCUGGGGAAGCCUGUCAGUUCCACCUUCUGAACACCUCCCCAGUCUGGUCCCUGUCCCGACACCCAACACAACACCCUGUGGAGACGUCCUGCCCGCAUCACCGGAACCGCCUCACUGCCGCCUCUGUCCUUGGCUUGGCAGCUGCAGUAACCCCUUCAAACACAUCACGUCAGGUCACUGCUUCACUGAUGCCUCCACAGUGGCUGCCAGGCUCCGACCUGUCACCCUUCUCUGCUCCCUGCUCUCCUAAGACACUGCUAACACUCCUUCCCUCCCUCAGCCUUGGCUGGAGUUAACUCUCGCGUGUGCACUACCACCCACCCAGCACCUUUCGCUCCAUUAACUUCCACACUUAGCAUCUCCCAAGGCCUAUACAAUCUAGUGAUCAUGUUGGGGCACUGGGAAUACAGCAUGCAGGGAACAGACAUGGCCUGUUCUUAUGGAACUGACAACGUGGAGCAAGGCAGAUAUUAAGGAAAAAAAAAUAUAUGUACUCACUGUUAAUUCCAACUGCAAGGAGCUACAAAGGAGACCCCUAGUCCCAGAAGGGGUCAUAGGAAGACAGGGCAUCCCAAGAGCUCACCACACCCUAGGACUCCACUCCCACCAAGCAAACUGAUCAAGCAGCACUGCUUCCCUGGGGAGGGGGCUGGGUGCACUGGAAGCCCAGGGAGAGGAAGCAGCACAGCCAAGACCUCCCAGAGGCAACAGAUGCCCCAGAAAGCUACCUCUUCCCUCGGUCUUUGCGGUCCCAGGACACAGGCCACAUAUGGCUUGAUGGAUACUCACUAAACAUGUCUUGAUAUAAAGACUCGUGAACACACUCAUGUUUGAAACAGUUGUUGCUGGUUUUAGUUUCUAAUAUGCAGUUAGUCCUCUGCCCAUUUGGAAAACUGUGGUCAGGGCAGUUCUAGGACCUCUUUAAAAGGCAUCAUUACAAUCACACAGCACGGUCCAGUAACCCCAUCGGGUGAGGGAAGUAUUUAGGACCACUAAGUCCACUGAUGACUCUGGGCCAGGGGUGGGGAAUGUGCAGUCCACAGGCCGGUGCGAAAUCAUUUUAUCUGGCCACUGCAGGAGGCACUUGAAAUUCAGGAAAUCCACAGCAGGCUAAUUUUGAAGGAAUUUUGUAUGGCUCACGAAUGAUGUUAUAAAUAUCAAAUGGCAGCAAUACCUGGAAUAGGCUACCUUGCAUUGGUUUUAUAUAGUGAAGCGUCACAGAAAUCAGAAUGAGACAAACAUCGAUCAUUUCUGUCCCCUGGAUAUGCAGGGGAGGUUAUGCACAGUGAGGCACAGUUCUUGGUGCCACACUUCAGAGGUUUAUUUUGAAUAUUGUUUUAUAAAGUCACACUAAGUUCAAGAGGGAGACCAGAAUAAGUCCCACUACUGCCUUUGCAGGCAGUGCAUACGAUACAAACACAUAUGCUGGAGGUCACUUGCCUCAGGUAUCUCACUUCUCUAGAGGGGUAGAGGGGGAAAAAGAGUUCCCAAGAAAUGACUUGGAUUGGGGUCACUGUCAGUGCACAGGUUUUUUUUUGGUUACACCUUUAUGGCCAUAUCCUAUCCUACAGAUUUUUUCGAUAUGCUCUACAGGGAUUACUGGUUUAAGACUCCUGGAGUGGUAGUUACUGAGGUCUCAAAGGGAACUGGAAUGGGUGACAUUUUAACUCAAAAAAGGACACAAUUAUCUUGAAACAAGCCUAAAAUACUUGCAGCAAUCUUAAAAUAGGCAAGAAUGUUUUUUAUCCCAAAUCUUCAGAAAGUGAGAAAACCAUGGGCUGACAAGCUCCACUCAUCUACAUGGAGGGCCGUGGUGAAAGACAAGAAUGGGGGUUGGGUGGAAGGAUGAUGUAACCAACCAUUCGGCGUCCUGGAGAGAGAGGCACAGGGACUGAGGCUUAAGAUGAGUAGACACUGACCAGAUGGCCUUUAGGGCUAAGAGUAAAAGAAGGCAGCUUGAAGUGGGAGGAUUUCCCUACACCUACACUGGAGGGCCACCCCUCCCUCCAGUGGGCAGGACACUCCCUGAACACGGACCCUGGCCAUUUUCCUGAUAAGCCUGUGCCCUGACCUACCGACCUUCAUUCCAAGGACAGAGAUCAGAUUGCACAGGUGAGAGGAUGCCUACUUUCUCUCUUUGGGUGACCUGCAGGCAAGUGUUAGACCUGAGGCUGAACCCUCCCGUUGGCAGCAGAGAUGGCUCCAUUUAUCAGGCUGUAGAACUGUGCUUCUAUCUCAUCAGUCAAAUCAAUCUGCUCCAAACAGGAAGAACAGGCAGGCCAGACAGGAAGUAUUUUAGCCACUGACGACCAUGUGGUCUCUGACACAAUUCUGCUGUUGUAGUGCAAAAAAUGCCAUAAAAAUAUGUAAACAAACUGGAUUGUGUUCCAAUAA